UCUCGGAAGGAACGAGGCGAUUCUUUCUUGGCGCGCCGUUCGAAAACCGAGGUGGCUCCGAUGCAUGUAUUUUCGAGUUUAUCGAAAACGUGGUAGGAUCUGUUAAGUAAGUAGAACCUCCUAUGGAUAAUAAAUUAAACAUCGCUUCGCCUGUUUGCCGAUUUAUGAUUAUGAGGAGAGUGAGGUUAGGAACGAGACUGUCGUACCGAUCGAGAGUGGCGAGGUUUAAACAAAGAACGUUGCCGCUGAUAAACCUGCCAUCUGGGAAGUGAUGUGGUCGGUUUUGAAAUUGCGAAAUCGGACGUUUUAUGCUAAAUUCUCACUUUGCCUUGUUCCUGCUGAGUUUCAAGAUACGCGUGAAUUCCUCGCCGAUGAGUGCAUCGUUAUCUCUCCUGAUUCAUCAAUUUGGGAGGCAACUAUUGGUACUGAGCCUUUAGAAAAAAGCCGAAAUCCUUAAAAAAUACAGAUACAGACCAAUUUGGGAGACUGGUGGAGAGAAGACGUAGCAAGAUGUAUUUAAUUUCAUGAUGAUAGAGUGUGUGGAAUACUGGACAGAGACAGAAUGUGAAUAUUAAAACUGUAUAUGUACCGUGAAAUAGGAGCCAUGUACGAAGUAAGGAGAACCGAAUAAUUUUUCACUUUGUUACGAUUUCAUAUUCCCGAAGGUUAAGAUGUCGACUGUUAAUGAAGAUGAACUAAUUGAAAAUUUACCAGCGAGCGUCCACAAGGCACUGGUCGAUGAAUUGAGUAAGGAUCGUAAUUGGUUAAAGCUUGCCGAAUAUGUAUCCGAGGAACUGGGUUCUUUUAGUAAAUCUUGGAUCCAGAUGUUGCAAAACUCGAACAAUGAUUUACGGAACAAUAUGACACCUGUUGAAAAAUUAUUGUUUGAAUUGAAUAUAAAAAUGUGUACAGUGGGAGGUCUAUGUACUCUACUUAAAAAUUGUGCACUGUUUGACGCACUUAUGAUUUUAUCUCAAUCAGAAAAUUUAUUCAUUACAAGAAAUCCCGAUUUUGAAUAUGAUACCAAUAUGUUAGAGAUCGCCUUAGGGCAAAAACUUAUCUUAAAUUGUAAAGCAAUUGGCCUUCCAGUACCAAAAUAUGUUUGGUAUCAUGGAAAUAUUCAAUUAGCCAAUUGCUGCAGCGAUCACUUGGAAAUUUCUAUAAACAGUGUCAAUCAAGAAGGAGAAUAUAAGUGUGCAGUUUCGCAGUUCGACAAUGACGGACUUAUUAUAGAUCAACAGUUUUCAAAACCAAUGUUUGUCAAAGUGAAGUCAACACCUGUUGCUAUUACAAAGCAACCGAUAUCGUUUUUAGAAGUCAAGGAAGGAGAUGAUUUUAUGCUAAGCUGCGAAGUGCAAGGUCAUCCACCACCACAAUAUCAGUGGUUUAGAGACAAUACAAAAUUAGAUAAGCAAACUUCAAAUAUAUUACAAAUAAAUAAAUUUAGCUCUGCAGAUGAAGGAAUUUAUCACUGCUAUGCAUAUAAUAAUAUCGGUGAAGUUUAUUCCCAAAGAUGCAAUGUAAUGAUGGACCUUCCACGAUAUAAAGCAGUUGCCAAGAUAGCUCUACUGAUUGCAAAUGAAGAUUAUGAAAACCAUGACAAGCUGCAUACACCUAAGAAUGAUGUUGCCAAGAUUGCUCGUCUUUUGAGUGAAAUAGGUUUCAAAGUUAUUUGUUUGUUAAAUUUAACAUUUACACAAAUGAAGAAUGCCAUAAAAACAUUUUCAGAAGCUCUCUCCGAAGGAGUGUAUGGGUUAUUUUAUUUUGCUGGACAUGGAUUUAAGAUGCAGGAAAGUUAUAUGCUUGCCAUUGACGCGCCUGAGGCAUAUUUAAGGAAAAAUGCUAUUUGCGAGAGCCAGCUUCUUUCAACAGUUUUGCAAAAUGAUCCCACUCUUUUAGUUGUCAUUUUAGACAUGUGCCAAACUAUACCACCAAAGGAAUAUAAUCCUGCAAUCUAUGAAGAAGUACCAACUAUAAAAGAAUAUAAAGGUCAGCAGAAUCUUAGAAAUUUGAUCCAAGCAUAUUCUACGUCAAGUUAUAGACCCAGCUAUGAACGAAUGAGUGAUGGCUGUGGGUUGUAUGUAACGCAUCUCAGUAAAUACAUUGACAAAAACAUACCUGUGACAAAAGUAUUUGAAAAAGUGGGAAAAUCAAUAGAUACAUGGCUAAAGGGUGUUGAACGUAACCAAAUUCCAAUGUUUGCAACAACGGUAACAAAGCCAUAUCGACUUACAGACUCAACAUAUAAAAGAAGCCCUCCACCAGCUGUUGAAGCUUUAAAUAAAUUCAUGUCAUUUCCAACAAAAUCGUGCACUGUUAAGUUUUGUGAAGGACAAUUACAAUGUACAAUUACAAUUUGUCCUCAUAUAGUUCCAUAUUUAAAUAUAAUUCGCCUUAUUGUAUCAUGCCCAGAAAAUUACAGUGCAAAUUUUUAUAAUUCAAUUCCUGUCAAGCAAAAUAAUUUAUUUGAAAACUCACGUAAAAAAGAGUGCGUGAUAUUUAAUCCACAAAUUAGCAAGGGUCCUCUGGUGAUAUCUCUUACUAGAAAUGGGUCCCGUGUUUGUGCCUCAUUGUUUCAAAUAAUGGAUUAUGUACCAACAAUUUUACAAGUAUUGGACUGACAAGAGUAUGUUAAAAAUAAUAAAAAAACCCAUUGAUGUUUUGAUUACUUAAUUUAUAGUUGGAUAUUUAGUGUUGCUAUGUCUGUAACAGGAGAUGACAGUAAAUCUGUUACAACUUCAUGGACUUAAUAUUGAAGAGUAACAUGCAUUGGAUUAAUUUCUUUACUUAGUACCAUUGCUUUAUAAAUUAUUUUCAAACUUUUAUGUUUCAAUACUUCCACUGUGAACCUCUUUAAUAUUUUGGUACCUUGAGUCUUCAACGUCAACAAUGACUAUAUCUUCAUUGUACUCAAAAUCCGAUUUAUCGGAUCUAAAUCCAGUAAAUCCGAAUUUAAGUGUCGAUCGAGAUGCUCAGAAUUGAAUCUGCAUAUUGAUUAAUGCGAUGGAGACAUGCAAUUUACUGGAUUCAGGAGUACGACAUGGACGUGGUCAGUCUGCAAUAUUUAUUUACAAGUAUAACAUACAUUCUUUAACAGAAUUUUAUAGAAUGCCUGAAAGAAAAUAAAAGUCUAAUUAAUGUUUUGGAUAAUAAAGAACCUUAUUUUUAUCAUGAAA
This is a messenger RNA of Orussus abietinus, 3176 nucleotides long. RefSeq names its product mucosa-associated lymphoid tissue lymphoma translocation protein 1. Gene Ontology annotation, biological process: proteolysis. The transcript has 12 exons. Lineage: Eukaryota; Metazoa; Arthropoda; Insecta; Hymenoptera; Orussidae. Bases 672 to 2621 code for a protein of 649 amino acids. Gene Ontology annotation, molecular function: cysteine-type endopeptidase activity. The record is from RefSeq and is a predicted model, not a curated record.